AACACAAAUAUCUAAUCAGCCAAUCACAUGGCAGCAACUCAAUGCAUUUAUGCAAGCAGACAUGGACUAUUUCUUUGUGUCAGAGUAUCUCUGAAUGCACAAUGCAUCAAAUCUUGAAGCAGAAAAGCACAUCAGGUGCUUCUCGUGUCAAAGAAGAACAGGGAGCUGAUGCUACAAUUCUGCUCUCCAAAAUUGACCAACAUAAAUUUUGCUUGAUCUGAUAAAUCUUGAUUUCUGCUGCAGCAUUUGAUUGAUAGGGUCUAAACAUGAAACCAUGGAUCCAUCCUUCCUUGUAUCAAUGAGUCAUGCCACUGCUGCUGCUACAGUGGUGUUGGGGAUAUUUUCUUGGCACACUCUUGCCGCUUAGUACCAACUGAGCAUUGUUUAAAUAGAGUAGAACCCCUUAAUGUACCAUCUUCUGAUGUCUCCUCCUAUAGCAGCAUGACAGUCAUGUCACAAAGCUCAAAUCAUCUCAGACGGGUUUCUUGAACAUGUCGACUCAAACAGCCUCCACAGUCAUCUGGUCUUGUCAUCAUCUCAAUAUAAACCAAAAUCUCUGAGUAACGUUUCCAGCACCUUACUGUAUCUUUGUGAUGAAGAAUUAAGGCAGUUUGGAAGGCAAAGAGAGGGUCUCUAACUUUGACAGCAUCAAAUCUGUGUCACAGAAUAGCUCUGAAUCACUGAUUACGAAUAUUCCUAAGAUUUUUUUGUUUUGUUUUAUGUUGUUGUCUAUUAUUUUGCUAUGAAAAAAUAAUUUUAUAUCAGUUUGACAGAAUCUACCGUAACCGCAUUGGGGAAAAUCUGCACACACCCUUAGUAUGAGUCAUCCUGAAACUCUGGAAGUUAUUGACCUGCAGAUGGCGCCAGAGUAACACGAUUAAUCUGAUCAUAGCCCAGCGGUCCUGAACUGUAUCUAACUGUUAAAACAUUUUGCACAAUUACUGCUUUUAAGAAGUGAAAACAUUCUGCAUUUUACAACAUUGUGGACUCUCUAGCUUGUUUCUUAUUCUCCUCAGGAUCUUAUGAGACGUCACCUCUGGUAAGGACAGAAGUCUCACCCCACGCCGAACUCACAAACUCAUCCACAACAGCUUCUGAACCUGUUGGAGUGACAGGUACAUUGGAUUCUUCUCAAAAUGUUUGUCAUCAGAAUUCUGAAAUACUAAUGCAUGAAAUCUGUGCUGUUUUGUUUUUUUUUUUCCUUUGGCCAGUUCCAUCACAACCACCGUCAGAUACCAACGUUGUCCGUGCGCUCAUUGCUGUGAUUGUGGUCCUCUGUGUGCUGCUGUUUGUGGUGUGUUUCCUGGCUGUGCGACACCGAAGGAAACACAACAAAAAAAGUGUGACACCCGGGCAUUCGAGAGAAGACAAAAAGCAGCUGGAAGAAGAAAGCAGAUCAAGUCAUGACUCUCUAAGAUCCUCUGAGAAUAAGGAUGCAGAGAUGGCUCGGAUAACAUCCUUUACUGGAAUCAGAGCAAAGUCAGCAAAUGCUGUAAUCCUCAUGUCUCCUUUUUGUGCAUCUGGGAAGGAUCCUGUGACUUUGCAUACUGAGACAGAGGCUCAAGCAAAAGUCACUGAAAACCCAGCUGAGGGAAAGCAGAAGCUGGUGAAUGAAACUGAAGCCACAGGAGCUGCAGGAGGAUUUCAGACAGAAAAUCCCGCAAACACCACAGACGCGAUCAAGGAGAAUGAAAAAACAGCCAAUCCUGGUACAAAUCUAGAUGAAAACCCUGAAUGUGUUCCUGUUAGCACUGACAUGGUACCUUAUCUGAGCAUCGGCACAGACCAGAACAAAUCACUUCCUGUUGAAGAGUCUGUUGAAGGUCCUGGUCUAAGAUCAAAAGGCAGCAAAAUUAUCAAGAGGAUCUCUACCUGGCCCCCCGCUGCAGCUCAGUGGCAGGAAAGAUGCAAAAGAAAAGCAGAAGAUGAGGAGGAUGGUGAUGACUUGACUGUUUGGGGACAAAAUGUAACAAAGAAGUUUUCAGAUGAAAUAAAGAAGACUGUAAAUGAUAGAGGCCAUCCCUUCAGUUUUGAUGGGGACAAAGAGAAAGAUGAAACUAUGAAAAAUCAAAUGGGGGCUCUCAUGGACCUGAGACACUCGCAGUCCUUAAAACCAAUUGAAGAGGAACACCUGAAGAAAGAAGGGAUGGCAGUGGGUGAUACUACCACUGUGACACAAACGACUGCACAAAACCAAAAUGCGAAUCAGGAAAACCUCCAUCAGGAUCGACAUCAGACAUCUGGAAAAAGCUCAGCACACAACAACAUCAAGAGCAGCAAGGAGGACAAUCAGAGGAAGGAAUCGAAACGAGCUGUGCACAGCAGGCAGAGGGCAGAAAACAGGGCGUCCAGCUCAAAGGCUCCCUCUGGUGGUGCAUCACCUGAUGACGAAACGCUGCUGUCUGGGAACGACUACGCCUUCAUGAACCUGCUGCAUGAAGUCGUUCAGAACAAUGGCCGUUGGACCAGACAGAGGUGGAAGCAGACACAUGCCAACAAGCAACGGCGUUAGAAGAGAGCUGGCAGAGGAGAUCAUCAUGGCUAUCCAAUCACUCUUCAAGUAAAAUGAAAUUCUCACUUGAUUCUUACACUAAGUGUAACUUGAAAGUUUGCUGUAUUGGCACAGGGCAGUCCAGCCUCUGCCUCUUAAUGCAUUUGUGUUAAAUAUGACGACUGGCUGAAUUUAGCCCAUUUUCCAAAACCCAGCAAUCUUUCUAAUGGCUAGCAGAGGGCAGCUCUUGAAAUCAGAUUGCAUAGAAGUCUACUUAAAGGCCAGAUUUUCUAAACUAGACCCAAGAGUGCUCAUAAUUGUGAUUAGAGUUGAAAAAAAAAAAGCUUUUUGAGGUGAAUUUCAAUAUCAAGCUCAAAAGAUAAGACAUGCUUUUUUUCAGCGUUAAAUAUCAGCGCAAUUAGCACUAAAUUGCAUGUUGCAAUCGUUAGUAAAUCAUUUUGCAUGUCUGAUUUAAAUAUUCUCCUCCCUGUAUUUUACUUUGCUCUCCUUUUAUGCAAUGUGUGCCCUGCUCACUUGAUUUAUUAAAUUUCUGAGUUUAUGGUUUCAAUAUCUUGUUUCAACUUUAAUUUAAUACAUAAUUUUUGUCCAAAAAAUGAUAGUGUCACUUAUAAUGUGAUACAUAAUAAUAAUAAUAAAGACGUUUUAGGGUGAAGCUAAUUUUCAUCGCUUACUUUAUUGCUGAAUGUGUACAAAUAUGGAAAUGUAAAUAAAAGAGCAAAAGAAAAAAUAUUUAAUUUGAGCUAGCAACAUAUUUUGUUUUGACGAAAAAAAGAUGUUAACAAAAUAAGUUUUGUUUGGUAACUCUCGGCACAAAUCAGAAGAGUCUUUUAGCUCACACACAUAACAUACCAGCCACCUAUAUAGGUGGGGUCAUAUCUAUAUACGGCACAAAAUAUAUGUCAUUAUCCCCGCAUUCCUCACAUAAAUGAAAUAAAACAUCAGUGUUUGUGUUAGGUUCAUCCGCUCUGGCUGCAUGCAGCAUUUAUUUGUUCAUAUUAUGAAUGUGGAGAAGAACACUUCUCAUAAGAAAUAGUACAAAAAUUGGACAAUGACUCAAAAACAAAGUGGAGGUAAACAGAAUACAUAUAGUAGGCUUUUGUUAACACAGAGACAACAUGCAUGUUCCAUUCAUAUAAAUACACAGUAUCAAAUAAUGACUC
Haplochromis burtoni (Burton's mouthbrooder) is the source of this 3672-nucleotide messenger RNA. RefSeq lists its product as uncharacterized. The record is from RefSeq and is a predicted model, not a curated record. The transcript has 2 exons. NCBI's taxonomy places the organism in Eukaryota, Metazoa, Chordata, Actinopteri, Cichliformes, Cichlidae. The coding region runs from base 1166 to 2512 and encodes 448 amino acids.